Messenger RNA from Aspergillus vadensis CBS 113365, 424 nucleotides. RefSeq lists its product as uncharacterized. The annotation marks the transcript as partial. The transcript has a single exon. The record is from RefSeq and is a predicted model, not a curated record. NCBI's taxonomy places the organism in Eukaryota, Fungi, Ascomycota, Eurotiomycetes, Eurotiales, Aspergillaceae.
GGUUCCCGAAUUACGAGGGCGAAAAAGAAAAGAAGCUGGCACGCCAACGCCAACGCCAACGCUACACCUAAAAUUGCAAAAGAAGAUUCAUGGAAAGUUCAUUUCAUGUUCUAGUUACUUUUUAGUAUAUAAUUUUUUUUGCCUCUUCGUCUUGGUCCCCACGUCCCAUGGCUAUACGUCCUACUAUUCAGCUCCGCUAUUCGGUGUUCUUGGGGUUUUAAUUUCGGGGUUCUUUUUUUUUGGUUUCCCGCGGGAAUCUCGAGUAUCUGGUUUUUGUUCCUAGGGAGUAAUCGAAGGGAUUUAGUUGAGAUAUAUCGAUGCGAUCUAUGGAUACCUACAGAUGGAGCUGAAGUUAAGUUUCGUAGUAGUGCUUUUUUUCUGUUUUAUAUCUCGCUUUUGACUUUCCGUGGGCGGUUCACUAUGG